This is a messenger RNA of Erigeron canadensis, 655 nucleotides long. RefSeq names its product RNA polymerase II transcriptional coactivator KIWI-like. Lineage: Eukaryota; Viridiplantae; Streptophyta; Magnoliopsida; Asterales; Asteraceae. Gene Ontology annotation, molecular function: transcription coactivator activity; DNA binding. Gene Ontology annotation, biological process: positive regulation of transcription initiation by RNA polymerase II. The record is from RefSeq and is a predicted model, not a curated record. Gene Ontology annotation, cellular component: transcription regulator complex; nucleus. The coding region runs from base 69 to 398 and encodes 109 amino acids. The transcript is spliced from 3 exons.
CACACACAUUUUGAAACAAAACACACACACACACAGUUACCAAAAACACAAAAAACAGAGAAAAGAAAAUGUCGUACAAGCGCGGGAAAGGCAAAGACAAGGACGACGAAGACUUCAUCAGUGACCACGCGCCGCCAAAGAAAACAUUCAAGAAAGAAACCGCCGCCGGUGAAGAUUCCGGCGGCGAAGAUGACGGAAGCAUCUUCAUAUGUGAUGUGUCAAAGAACCGCAGGGUGUCGGUGAGAGUAUGGCAAGGAAAAACCGUUGUUGAUAUCCGUGAGUAUUAUACUAAAGAUGGCAAACAAAUGCCUGGCAAAAAAGGUAUCUCGUUGACCAUGGAUCAGUGGAAAGAACUCCGUGCUCAUGUGGAUGAAAUUGACAAGGCUCUUGCCGAGUAAAUGGUUGUGCUAUUAGUAAAAAGUAAGCUUAGAAUGAUGUUUCAUAUGGUAACUGUUGGCCACAAUGAAUGUUAGGGAAAAUCUACAAGACUGGAAUGCUGUUUUUUUGUUGACUUUUUGGCUCAAUGUUUACCAAGGCAAAUCUGCAUAUGUAUGUAGUUGGUGAAUACUAUGCUGGAUCUUUUUUCAGUUGAAUUCUUAUGUGAUUUCGACUCUAACAUUAUGCAAUGCCAUUCUCCAUCUUAUGUUUAGAGGUA